This is a messenger RNA of Plectropomus leopardus (leopard coralgrouper), 694 nucleotides long. Its product is annotated as corticoliberin-1-like. Gene Ontology annotation, cellular component: extracellular region. Lineage: Eukaryota; Metazoa; Chordata; Actinopteri; Perciformes; Serranidae. Gene Ontology annotation, molecular function: hormone activity. The record is from RefSeq and is a predicted model, not a curated record.
CGCGCUCGAGCUGUCUGAGCAGGUGAACCACUCGGUCCCGUCCGGCCAUCUCUGCGGGGAGUCCUGAGGCGAAGAUCCGCGCGAGCUGCCGACCGAGAUUAAAGUAUAGUGACGUCAAGCUCACGACGGCACCCCAAUCACCGCUUCCGGCUCCGCUUUUCAAAAUAAAGGUUGCAGCGAGGAGCGGAGAUGAAGCUCAACGUGUUGCUGUGGGUCGUGGCUCUGCUCGGCGCCGUCCUGCCUCGUCCCACCGACUGUCGACCCGCCGACGCCCCCGCCGCUCGUCGCCUGCGCCUCCCCCGCCCACUGCUGCUCCACCUGGGGGAGGAGCUCUCCCUGCAGCUGAGCGGAGCUGGAGGGUUCUCCUCUGACCUCCUCUCCUCCCCUUCAUCCUCCUCAGCAGUGAACCGGGCUCUGCUGCAGCUCACACAGCGCCUCCUGCAGGCCCGGGAGGAGCAGCAGGACGAGGAGGAGGAGGAGGAGGAGGAGGCCGGGGAGAAGGGGAAGAGGUCCGAGGAGCCUCCCAUCUCUCUGGAUCUGACCUUCCACCUCCUCAGGGAGGUGCUGGAGAUGGCCCGCGCCGAGCAGAUCGCCCAGCAGGCCGACAGCAACCGCAAGAUGAUGGACACCUUUGGAAAAUGACUCGCUGCUGCAGACCGCCCACUUCCUGUCCACAAACCACCCACUUCCUGUC